Molecule: messenger RNA, 1059 nt
Organism: Frankliniella occidentalis (western flower thrips)
Lineage: Eukaryota; Metazoa; Arthropoda; Insecta; Thysanoptera; Thripidae
Product: EEF1A lysine methyltransferase 2
Exons: 6
Coding region: 111-785 (224 amino acids)
Biological process (GO): peptidyl-lysine dimethylation; peptidyl-lysine monomethylation
Cellular component (GO): cytoplasm
Molecular function (GO): protein-lysine N-methyltransferase activity
Source: RefSeq, a predicted model, not a curated record
GGUCUCACUAUACGCGUGCCUGUCCCCGGCCUGCUGUCUGCUUUUUCGUGUAUCAACAUCAACACGCUGUUUAUAAGAAAUUUUUAUUGUUUAAACCCUGAUUUUUAAUCAUGGCCAGCAAUGAAGAACCCUCUGAGUUGCCAACGUCGGAGCUUGGGACUAAAGAAUUCUGGGAUUCUUCGUAUGAAUUGGAAUUAAACAAUUUCGAUGAUCACGGUGAUGUUGGAGAGAUUUGGUUCGGAGAAGACAGCGCCACUCGCAUCGUUAGGUGGAUGUCCUCGAAUGACAUCAUAUCCAGUACUGACAGCAUUGUUGAUCUAGGAUGUGGCAACGGAAUGCUGCUGAUUGAGCUAGCAGAAGAGGGAUUUGAAAAUCUUCUAGGGGUUGACUACUCCGAGGCUGCUGUGAAAUUGGCUAAGAAAGUAGCAACAGCACAAAAUUUAGACAUCAAGUUUGAGACGUGUGAUAUUCUGGAUGAUGCAGCUAAACCUCUCAAUGGAAGACAGUUUAAAGUUGUUUUAGAUAAAGGAACUUAUGAUGCCAUUAGUCUCAGCCCUGAAAAUGCUCCUGAAAAACGAAACAUUUAUAUUGAAGCAGUCCACAAUCUUUUGGAAGCACAGGGUUCCUUCAUCUUAACUUCCUGUAACUGGACUCAAGUGGAACUUGAAUUGCAUUUUCAAAAGUAUUUUAAGUUGUUCCGUGUCCUUCCAACUCCAAAGUUCCAGUUUGGGGGUAAGACAGGUAGUACAGUAACAUCUUUAGUCUUUAGGAAAAAAACGAGUUAAUAAUUUUAUACUGAGGUAAACGUAUUCUAUUUUGUAUUCACUUUAUUAAAAUUCUUUACGAUAACAUUGUACUUACUUUAAAACUCAACAAUCUUGAAUAUUUACAUACAAACAGAGAAAUCAAUGUAAUAAAAUUGAUAUUUUUUUAUUGUUCUUAUGAUCUUUAAUGGAACAAAUAACUAAAGUGUGCUAAAUUGUGUUUUAUUGCUUCUUAAACUACAAAACAAAAGAGAGAGAAACAGUUUGAAAUAAAAUUCUUACUUGCAAGCACCAA